Messenger RNA from Linum trigynum, 3942 nucleotides. NCBI's taxonomy places the organism in Eukaryota, Viridiplantae, Streptophyta, Magnoliopsida, Malpighiales, Linaceae. The record is from the annotation of a GenBank genome assembly.
CUAUUGAAGUGUUCCACCAUCUAAUUAGGCGCUAAACCUAUAGGCGAGGCGUUUUUCCAUUGCCUUGCACCUAGGUGUGCCUAAGCGUAAGGUUUUUUUUAUGCAAACCUAGAGAGACUUUUAUUAAUGAACCAGCACUGUUACAGUAUCCAGCUUGAGCUGGUCAGAAAUAAAUCAGGAGGUCUCUCUCUAACCAAACCAUACGCUCAUUCCACCUCGUAUCAGCUUGCACUAUCAAGUGCGCAGCCAUAUUUGCAGUUCGGGGACAAUGCUUCCAGCUCCCGUUCCCCGUCUCUUUUAGGAUUCGGCGAAUAUUACGGCAAACAAUCCCUAAGUGUAACGUUAAGCGUUCCUUUUUGAACCAUAAAAUCUCUAUAAUUAAUACAAUAAUUAUUAAUGGGAGCGGUUAUUACUUAUUAUACAAAACUAAUACCUUCAAAAUCCAUCUCCAUUCGUCCAUUUUAAUGUAAUUUUGGAGGCUCAAAUUAAUUCUCAAUAAAAGGAGAAAAAAUCUAACGACCUAACGUGAAAAAGCAGAGAAGAGAGAGGAGAAUGCUAAAUAGUCAACAACUACUAUUUCUAAUCUCUUAUUUUUAUUGAUCGGAUUCUAUAGCAUUCCUUUUAACUUGGAAUUUAUUUUCAAGUUACAAGAUCACUCCUUAGCAACAAAAAAAUUCGAAAGAAGAAAACAAGACAAAGAAAGAUUUACACAACAACUAUAGAUUCAUAUUUUCUAUAUUAUCUUUGUUAUAUUGUUAAUUUUUUAUGAAUUUUAUUUUUUAUAAUCUUACAAUUAUUAAUUUAUAAAAUUGAAAAUAAUGUGUUCAUAGGUUUGUUCUCAAAAAAUUUUAUCUUAUUAUUUUAUUUAACUUGAUCAUUUUUUACAUUGGACCAAGUCGGUACUUCAGUUUCUUUAUUUUUUUAUUUUUAUUAGGCAUUUUCCAUUAGCUCGGCUCAGUAAUUUUCAUAGGCAAGUGAGCAAUCUACUUGCUGUUCACUUGAUUUUUGCAAGCCGCCAUCCUUAAUUUUUUGGUAAAUUGAAUAAAUAACUUUUUUAAGAGAAAGAGUCUGCUACUUCUUCAUUUAAUUUUAGAAACCCUCAUUAUUUUCCAUUGGGCGAGAGGUAGACCUAAGCCACCUACUCCAUCAUCAAUCACGGUCUUCAGCUGACUUGCACUGAUGGACCGUAUUAAAAUGAGUCGUGCAUCAUCGGAUAAAUUAUUAAUUUAUUAUUUAUUGAUUUGGAGAGGUUCUACUGUAGUUUUUUUUUCCGAGUAAUGUCAAGACAAUAGUUAGAAAGAACCACUACCCACAAUCCCUUCCUAUCCCACUAACAAAUUACCUUACAAAAUCAAAAGAAGCUAAUUCUAACCGAGACAGCAACAGGGCUUCACGUGCCACUCUAUGAGUAGCCCAGUUGGCAGUCCGCGGAACCGCACUAAAAUCUAUACAAUGACAAAUGGACUCAAGAAACAAAAGACAAUCUCGAAGAAUGACAACUUCUCCAUCCCUAAACCCUUUAUAUUUACCUUAUCUUGUUACGAGUAAUCACAGGUGCUCAAGAUUUGUAACUCAAUCCGAAGACACCCUAGAAUAAGGUUUCUUACAGUGAUAUUAGAGCCAUGGUUGUAGGCAAUAAUACUGAAUACGUAUCGAGCUUCAAACUCUCUCUUAGAGAAAUUGCAAAGGCUUUUGAGCUAAAGCUAGAAAAGCUGGCGAGGAAUGAUAACUUACAGGUUGUCGUGACUACAAUGCUGUCGUCGAAGGAAAAACAACAUUCGUGUGUGGAGGAAGUGCCUAACAAAGGCUCGAUGUUAACGCGAAUAAUAGAGGGUGCGCUGACUCGGGAUGCAAAGAGAGAAAAUGGCGUGGGAGCAAGCGGCCAUGGGGUUGGACAAGAAGCUCCUGCUGUCGAUGCGGCUAAUUCGGCUAUUGCUAUAAUCUAAUAGAAAGUUAACGACCCGCCAGCAUCAAAGAAGCUAGCUUAGGGCACCACCAAUCUGUCGAUGUUGAACGCGAAAGGAGCUCCAGAAGAGAGCCCCAACGAGAUGAAAGAGGCCAAAUCUCCAACCGUGUUGCUUGUCGUGUUGGGGACACAAGGUAGUAGUAUCGCUCUCCCAUCAUUACUCCUAGAAUGGUCGACUUCUCCCAAAGAGUUUGAGUUUUACCAAGUAAAAGAGGAAGUGGAUGACUGUCCAUACUGAGCACAUCAGAUCAAGAUUCGGAUGUCCCUAGAUCCGACUUAUAUACCACCAUGGUGACCGCCAGAUGAGUGACCAUCAUUGACACGAGUUUCAGUCCAGCCACAAUGACAACUAGUGAUGGCAAUGGGUCGGGACGGGGCGGGUACCUCAAUACCCAUGCCCCGCCCCACGCUAGUACGGGGCGGGUCAGGUCGACCCACUCUUACAUGCUAUUUGAGAAAAAUACCCGCACAAUUUUACUUCUUAUGAUAAAACGAAGGGGAAAAGACUUGAUGAAUGAAUAAUAGUGAUAAUAUAAUAAGUAAUUAAGUAUAUUUAGUUGAAAGAUCAAGUCUAACUAGUUGAAUAAAAGCCAAAAUAGGAGAUAUAUGAAUGGAUGGGGUAAAAAGUUGACUUAGAACGGGCUAAUAAUGGGACGGGGCGGGACAGGAUGUGUCAGAAGUUGAUACCCAUGCCUCGCCCCACGCUAAUACGGGUCGGAUAAUACCCGCCCCAUCGCGGGUCAGGUCGGGUAUUACCCGGCGAGGCGGAUUCAAAUUGCCAUCCCUGAUGACAACCACCUAGAUCCGACUUAUAUACCACCAGGAAGUGGAAUUAACCAUUGUGAGAUCGCCUCCUAACCGCUUGGCAGAUGGCUCGUCGCAGCAGGUCGAGUUGCGGGAGAUAUCGCCUGAGGAUGAGAUGAAUAAGAAAGGUGACAAAAACUUCUCUCCCUCUAGCAAAGCAACGACUGACGUCAUGUUGGGGAUAGUGAUGAGGAAUGCCAGAUUGAACCGACAUCCCAGUUGCCUGAAAAUCUCACCACCGGAGAAGGAAUAGAAGAAGAAGGGUGGCGAGGAUGGCGGCCCUCCAGAAACCCUUAGGCGUCACCUUGUACACAUAGAACACAAUAGUUGCAGUAAAUCUUCCCGUUGGGCCAAGUCGGUUGGGCCACACAACCUGAGAAACUGGAGGAGAGCUAUUGUGGCCAAGUGGGCUUCGGGCCGCAGCUGAGAAAAAAGUGGACCGAUAGAGGGCUUCGUUGUGGGCUGAAGAAAAACUAGCAUAACAGGCCGAAGCUAAUAAGGAAGGUGGGUUGAGCCAGGACUUGGGCCCAGGCUGAACAAGAAAAAAGUCGGUUAGGUUCAAGGGAAAGAUGGCAUAAAGUUUGGGAGGUAGCAGGCCGAGCCAAGGAUAGUCUAUGGGUUGAAACUUGGGGAAAUUGAGUUGCGUCUACAAGGAGGGAUUGAACCCAACAUGAGAUGUAUUUUGAAAAAGGUAGACUUGGAGGAGUUAUUGGGUUGUCAAGUGGGCUCCUAAGGGAACCAUGCCAAAACAAAAUCGAAAAGAAGAGGAAUACAAAGGGGUUAACAUUGGUUUGGGCCACACCUCUCUCCUCCAAGGAAUUGAGGUCAAACAAAGGGUAAGCAAAAAAAAAAAAAAAUUUUGCUUUUCGUCCUCACUUCUCGCACGAUAGAGCAUCCCAAUAAAGACUUCAAAGAUGAUGAUAGUAGCAGGCACAAUGAAGAGCAAUUCUCAUAUCUUAUCUUGUGGACUUUUAAAGGGAGGUGAUGGAAUCGUAUGGCUAUGGCUAUGGAGAAGGUGACAUGUGUCACGUCAUUAGAGAAGCAUCGGGGGGCAAGGGAGUUCCCGAGGAAAAUUUUAUUCCUGAGUUUGAGCGGGAUUGGAAACAAGGAAGGCAGAAGGUCGAGAAAAUGGAUGUUGACUACAACCUUGAGAGUAAAGUUUGUCUCAUGGG